ACACAUUUGAGACGGUCAAUUAAAGGUGUGCCCGCCCUCGCCGUCUGCCCGACUGUGUACGGGGCUUAAAGUCGGUUUACGUCACGCGUAGUUCGCGAAUCGCGAUUCGCGCAGACAGCAAGUUGGAGCUGGUCGGAGCAGCGGAGAAUUGGCGAGAGUGCUCGAUAAAUACACACGCUUGUCAAAUUGAUUUGCAAUGGCCGGGAUUAAAGAUUGGUGCUGCUAGCGUUCGCCGGUUCCAUUGGAAUGACGUUUGUCAUUCUCGGCUGUGCAUUACCGAUAUACAAGGUGUGGUGGCCAUUUUUCGUCGUACUGUUCUACAUAUUGGCACCUAUUCCAACCAUAGUAGCGCGUCGCUACACAGAUGAUUCGGGAAGCAACAGUAAUCCGUGUUUAGAGUUGGCGAUAUUUAUUACGAUGGGAUUCGUCGUGUCGUCCUUUGCUCUUCCAAUUGUGUUGGCGCGAUCUCCGGUGGACCAGCCAGUGAUACAAUGGGGCGCUUGCUACUUGACAUUGGCAGGUAAUAUUGUUGUGUAUUCAACUCUAGUCGGAUUUUUCAUAACUUUCGAUCAGGACGAUACCGAUUACAACAUGUGGUGAGGUACUGCUGCAACGUACUUACUCAUCAUGAUUAAAAAAGAAAACAAAAAUAGUGUAACUGGAUCUCUUCACGGAAUAAAUCCAAGAUGUAUCUUGUGUCUGUACUCUUGAUGAAACAAGUCACAAGAUAUCAAGCUCUGCCUGUAGUUCAUUCUCGAGAUACAGAACUUGCGCAGAAGACCCGAGGCAUUGAUUAAAAACACGUCGCUUCUGCCACGACAUAUUAUAAUGCGUGAAAUCGUUUCAGGUUUUUUAUGUGAUUAAAGGGAAAAAAAUAUCAAUCAUGCAGUGCACUGACUGAAAGCUACAUGUUGAUUCUAAAUUGUACUAUGAAACUUAUUGUACACAGUUUACAUAAUAUAAACCUUAAUAUGGAUACUCCACUAUAUCGACGCUGCAAAGGAAAAAUAGUAUUAUAGUGCACUAACGAUAGAAGGUCGGCGAGGCUACGCUGGUACAGAGACGGUACAUUGGAUUCUGCGCGCGUGUGUACGGAGCAGCGAGGAGAAGGGGAAUUAAAUGCAUUUGAUGUCUUAGAUUUUUCGUAUGGGACUAUUCAGGUUAGCCUGAAGCGCAACAAUGCAAGGAUGAUGUUGAAAAUAUUUUUUAUUUAAUCUAAGUCUUUCGUAAUAAUACUGGUAAUAAAGUUAAGAUUUAUUACUUCA
This is a messenger RNA of Vollenhovia emeryi, 1265 nucleotides long. RefSeq names its product leptin receptor overlapping transcript-like 1. Lineage: Eukaryota; Metazoa; Arthropoda; Insecta; Hymenoptera; Formicidae. Bases 247 to 600 code for a protein of 117 amino acids. The transcript is spliced from 5 exons. The record is from RefSeq and is a predicted model, not a curated record. Gene Ontology annotation, cellular component: endosome. Gene Ontology annotation, biological process: late endosome to vacuole transport via multivesicular body sorting pathway.